AUGUUAACAUUGGAGAACUUCAAAUAAACAUCAUUCAAGUAACCAAUUAUAAACAGGUAAUUUGCCUAAAUACUCAAAGCCCACGGUCUAUUGAAUCUUGUCGUUUAUGUGGAAUUUUACCGGAAGAGCUCAUUUAAAUUGGUAUAAAAGAACUCAAAAAGAGAAAUCCAGAAUUGAGAUUGAAUAAGUAAGGAUGGGAGAUUAUGUGGUAACAUCAUGAAAUAAGAAGAUAAGAAAAAUUGAAAGCUUGUCUUGAGGCAAGAAAAUAAUUAAUUGAUGCAGGAUUUAAUUUUAAUAAUCAAGAGGAUGAAGAAUAGGUUGUGGAAGAAUCAGAUUAAUAAUAAGUUAGUCAAAAUUAAUAAGAAUUAGAGAAAAUUUAAUGGAGACAAUAAAAAGAGAUUUAAUAAAUGCUUGAACAUGAAAGAAAAUAAUAAGAGAUUCGUGAAAGAAAUGAGUCGAAGUAAAGAUAAUUACAAGAGAGAUAAUAUAUAAGAGAGGAUUAAUUAAGAUAAAGUAGAAUGAAAUAAGAGUAUGAUAGAGUACAAAGAGAGAGAGAUAGAUAAAUAAAAUAAUAACGGGAAGAAUAAAAAUAAAAAAAAAUUGCUAAAUAACAAUAUUAAAAAGAAUUAAAUAGAGUUUAAUUAGAAUAAUUAAGAUAAAAAGAAUUACAAUAAGAAUAUAGAAGAAGAGAAGAGGAAAGAAAAUAGAGACAAUAAUUAUUUAAAGAAUAAAUGAAAGAAAUAUAAUUGAGACAUGAAAUGGAAUUAUAAGUUAAGAGAUAAAUUAUGGAAAUGAAAGAUAGAGAGAGAUUGGAAAAGCAAGAAUAAUCUAGAUAAGAGAAAAUUCGAAUUUCUUAAUAAGCUUAACUUGAAUUAAAAUUUAAAUUAUAAGCUGCUAAAUAACUUUAAAUGGAGAAAUUAGAGAGGAUGAGAGAAUAAUUUGAAGAAAAAUAAAAUAAAAUAGAAGAAAGACGUUCAGAAUUUGAGAGAUAAAAAGAGUAGAAAAUAAUUUAAAAUUAUAUUAAUGCAUAAUAACAUUAAGAAAAAAUUAAGUAAGUCAUUGAAAAAGUAUAAAAUUAAGAAGAACAAAAAUAUUAUGAUUAUUUAUAGAAAUAAGAACUUGUAAAUUAAAGAAAAAGGUAAUAAGAAUUGGAAAAAUUAUAAGAAUAUUUGAUAAAAAAAUAAUAAUAAGAAGAGAAGGAAUAGCAUAGGGUUGAUGCUAUUUAGAAUGCUGAAAAAAAUUAAUAAAUAAAAGCUAUGGAAUUAAAUAAUAAAUUAAUAUAAAAAGAAUAAAUGAUUUUAGAAAAAUAAUUCGAAAAAUAAUAAAUUUAAGAAUAAAUCAAAUUAUAAGAAAUUCUAAAAAUGAAAGAUAAAAAAGAAGCAUUAGAAAGAUUAUAGAGAAAAUAAGAGUAUGAAAAAGAGAUUUAAAGAUAAAAAAUAGAAGAAAAGAUGAGAAGAACUGAAAAUUUAUAAUUAUAAAAAAGUAGAGUCUUAGAAUAAAGAUUGUAAAUGAAGUAAAUAGCUAAUUUUUAGAAAGAAGAAUUAAAAAAUCAAUUUGAAUUAAUUAAAUAGGGAAAAAUUGAUAUCAUUUAAUCUUCUAUUCAAAAUGAUUCAUAAUAAUAAGGAUCUCAUUAAAUUGAAGAUCAUCCUAUUUCAAGCUAAAAAAAAGGAAGACGUAUGUUUAUUAAUCUAUUAAUUUAGCAUAAACUGCACUUCCAAGCAAAAAAACUGAAAUUUAAAGACCAAAAUCUGCAUUAACUAAGAAAGUUCAAAAUGAAGAGAAAAAGGUAAUGAAAAUAAAUGAUGACCCAUAAAAAAGAUAUGAAUUAGAAUUCUUAGAGUAAUAAUAAUAAGAAGAAAUGAUUAAUGUAAUUAAAAUAAAUUAAUUUUAGCUUUUGGAAAACGAGCAAAGAUUAGAAGAAGAAAGAGAAAAAUAAUUAUAUUAGAUAGAGAACAAAAAAGAAUAACUCAGAUUGGAAAAAAUAUUUUAGAUUGAAAGAAAUUAAGCAAAAAAAAGAAUACUUGAUUUGUAGGAAGAACAUAAAAAAUAGAUAGAGGAGUUUAUUUCUAAUUGA
Molecule: messenger RNA, 2074 nt
Organism: Paramecium pentaurelia
Lineage: Eukaryota; Ciliophora; Oligohymenophorea; Peniculida; Parameciidae
Source: the annotation of a GenBank genome assembly